AUGUCAGCAUUAAAAAACUUUGCAUAUAAAGAAGAUGAGGAUGGUGAGUUGCCAACAUUAGUAACAGGGCAAGAAUCAAAUAUUAAAAGUAUUUUGGAGAAUACAAAGAAUGACGUUACAACAAGUUUUGUAAGUGAUGCAAAGAUGGAAAGGGCGAAUAAACAAGUGGAAGAUGAAGAAAUUAUUAAGCAGAAAGCAAAUAGGGCAAAUGAUGAAUUACAAGAUGCCCAGAAACUUGAGUCUGUCACUAAAAAAAUACCAGUAUCUGUGAUUACGGGUUACUUAGGUUCAGGUAAAUCAACAUUACUAGAACAGAUUGCAUUGAAAGGUUCUGAUAAAAAGAUAGCAGUGAUUUUAAAUGAGUUUGGAGACUCAAGUGAAAUUGAAAAAGCAAUGAAGAUUAGAAACGGGUCAAGUGCCUAUGAGGAAUGGUUGGAUUUGGGAAAUGGUUGUCUAUGCUGUUCAUUAAAAAAUGUGGGAGUCAAAGCAAUUGAAGAUAUGGUUUUACGAUCACCAGGGAAAAUUGAUUACAUUCUAUUAGAGACGUCAGGCAUUGCUGAUCCAGCACCAAUUGCAAAAAUGUUUUGGCAAGAUGAAGGUUUGAAUAGUUGUGUAUAUUUAGAUGGUAUCAUCACUGUUUUAGAUGCGGAAAACAUCUUAAAAUGUUUGGAUGAUGUCUCCCCUGAUACGCACUGGCAUGGUGAAAAGGUUCUGAUGGAGAAUAACCUAACUAUAGCGCAUUUUCAAAUUGCCAUGGCUGAUAGAAUUUUACUUAAUAAAAUGGAUAGGGUAGAAGGUUCCCCAGAUAGUUCAGAAACAGUAAAAGUUUUAGAGGAUAGAAUAAGACAAAUCAAUGCAGUGGCACCAAUUUAUCAUACUAAAUACGGUGAUACAGCCUUAGAAUAUCUGUUGGACAUACAUGCUUAUGAUAAUUCAGUGAUUAAUGAGACAAACAUUUAUGAAGAAUUAAAAAUGUCUAGACCAACAUUGCAUGAUCCUAGGAUGAAUACAGUAGCACUAACAUUUAGACCAUUAAAAAAUGAAGAAGAGUACUCACAUUUCCUUAAAAACUUUUUACAACCAUUGUUAUGGAGAUUCGUAGGUGUCACUGACGAACCCGCUAAUUUCAAAUCUCAUUACAACGAUGAUGAUGAAUGGGAGGUUCAGAGAACUAAAGGUUUGAUAAUCAUCGAACAUCUUAAAACUGAUUCAACAGCAGUGAAGAUCAUUCAAGGUGUAAGAGAAACGUACGAUAUCACAGAUGGUGAAUUAAGACCAGGUAUUGCUGAAUGCAAAUUAGUUUUUAUUGGAAAAUAUUUAGAGAAAACAUAUUUCGAGUCGUUGUUAAAAAAAGUAUUGGGAUAA
Tetrapisispora phaffii CBS 4417 is the source of this 1365-nucleotide messenger RNA. RefSeq names its product GTP-dependent zinc transferase (gene ZNG1). The transcript has a single exon. Lineage: Eukaryota; Fungi; Ascomycota; Saccharomycetes; Saccharomycetales; Saccharomycetaceae. Bases 1 to 1365 code for a protein of 454 amino acids. The record is from RefSeq and is a predicted model, not a curated record. Gene Ontology annotation, cellular component: cytoplasm.